CAACCCCGCCUUCCGACCUCGCUUUGCCUUGUGAAUGACAUUGAGCUCAACUCAUCCCAGUGAGCGUUGGCUCUUUGUCCAACCUCGAAGCAAUCACAGUGCCUUCUCCCACUGAACAUCAGCGCCAUCGGGCCCUUUGCCAUGGCGUAUCUCACCCUCUCCGGUGACUCCUGCUUCACCGACUUCGAGGCGCAAAAACUGAAGGAGCUGAUUAACAAAGUUGCGCCCAUCAAAGUUUCCGCUCUCCGCGGUAACUGGAUCUACUAUGCCCACAUUGAGGGUGAUGCUGCCUCUGCCAGACAGACACUCGCCCAAUUGCUCCCACUCCCUGCCGACUCGGGCCCGUCUACCCCCCAUCUCACGCACAUCGGCUUCAGUCGGAACUGGUACGUGACUCCGCGCUACAUCUCGCCAUGGAGCUCCAAGGCCACCAGCAUCGCCCAUGUGUGCGGGUUCGAGCAGCAGAUUCGCCAGAUAGAGCGCGGGCGCAUCAUCUCCAUCGAGUUCGAGCAGCCUUAUAACGACAAGACGGUCCCUUUCCGCGACAUACUGCACGAUCGCAUGACCGAAAACCUCACCGUCAAUGCCCCGGAUCUCAAUGCCAUGUUUGCCGAGGGACAGCCCCUACCUCUUGAGGUUGUCAACAUCUUCGCCCAUGGCCAGGACCCAGCGCAGGUGCUCAAUGAGUACAACAAGACCCGCGGUCUGGCGCUGGACCAGUCUGAGGUGGAGUACCUGGUAGAGAAGUUCACCCAGUUGGGGCGCCCGCCGCACGACAUUGAGCUCUUCAUGUUCGCCCAGGUCAACUCUGAGCACUGCCGCCACAAACAAUUCAACGCGAACUGGACGAUCGAUGGGCUGACCAAGACGAAAUCCCUGUUCGACAUGAUCCGGCACACUCACAAAGCGACCCCGGAUUUCACCAUCUCUGCCUACAGUGACAACGCUGCUGUUAUGCAGGGCUCGCCGUCCGCCCACUUUUGGGCCCCCGAUUACUCGACUGGUUCCUGGAAACUGAACAAGGAGCUUCUGCAUGUCUUGGCCAAGGUCGAGACCCACAACCACCCGACGGCCAUUGCCCCUUUUCCCGGUGCAGCUACAGGAUCUGGCGGAGAAAUCCGCGACGAGGGCGCAGUUGGGAGGGGCUCAAUGCCCAAGGCUGGGCUUUGCGGAUUCUGGGUGUCGGACCUGCUUAUCCCCGACCAUCGAGCGCCGUGGGAAAUCGACGUUGGCCGUCCGGCCCACUUCGCAAGCAGCCUGGACAUUAUGCUUGAAGCCCCCAUCGGCAGCGCCCGUUUCAACAAUGAGUUCGGACGCCCCUGCCUAACAGGCACAUUCCGAACCCUUCUCACGGCUGACGACACCGGCGCCGAAGGAGAAUACCGUGGCUACCACAAGCCGAUCAUGAUUGCCGGCGGCCUCGGCACCGUCAGGGAAAAGCACGCGCUCAAGCGGCCCGAGGAUGUUCGCGAGGGAGCACACGUCAUUGUUCUGGGUGGGCCAGCGAUGCUGAUCGGUCUUGGGGGUGGUGCUGCCUCGAGCAAUGCGUCGGGAGAAGGCAAUGCCGACCUGGAUUUUGACAGCGUCCAGCGUGGCAACCCCGAGAUGGAGCGCCGAGCACAAAUGGUUAUCAAUACCUGCGUUGCCUUGGGCGAUCAAAACCCUAUUGCUAUGAUCCAUGAUGUCGGUGCUGGCGGCCUUUCGAACGCGCUGCCGGAGCUCGUCAGGGACGCUGGCUUUGGCGGUAGGUUCGAGCUCCGUCAGGUCGAAAGCGUGGACCGCAGCAUGAGCCCGCUCCAGAUUUGGUGCAACGAAGCCCAGGAGCGGUACGUCAUUCUGGUAAACAGUGAAGGGAUGGAGCGGUUCACCAGUAUCUGCCGGCGAGAGCGAUGUGGCUUCUCGGAUGUCGGCACCGUCCUCUCUCGCGAGGUUGACGGUGUGUCAAGGUUGAUUCUGAGUGACAGGGAGUCAAAGGAGUACCCGCGUCCGAUCGACGUGCCAAUGGAUGUCCUCUUUCCCAAGGGGCGGAAAUUGGAGCGCAUUGUCAACUCCAAGAAACCCUUUUGGCCAGUGUUUGAUCCUAUCGCCAGCCUGAACCAGGCCGUCGGCGGUUCUGUCAGUGAUGCGGAGCUUUUCAGGAAAGCAGUACAACGUGUCUUUUGGAUGCCGUCAGUUGGCUCCAAGUCAUUCCUGAUCACCAUUGGUGACAGGACCGUUGGUGGUCUCACGACACGCGACCAAAUGGUUGGACCUUGGCAGACACCUGUUGCCGACGUUGCCGUGACAGCGACAUCGUUCAACCUGAACGGGUCAAGGACGGGCGAGGCGAUGGCUAUGGGCGAGAAGCCCACCCUUGCACUCAUCUCUCCUGCGGCUUCCGCCAGAAUGGCGGUUGCUGAGAGUUUACUGAAUCUUGGCGCGGCGGAUAUCAAGGGCGGAUCACAACGUGGAGACUUGCGGCGUGUCAAGCUCUCUGCGAACUGGAUGGCUGCUGUGAACCAUCCUGGUGAGGGUGCAGCUCUCUAUGAGGCCGUAGAGGCCAUCGGGAUGGAGCUGUGCCCGCAACUCGGCAUCAGUAUUCCCGUCGGUAAGGACUCGACAUCCAUGAAGUCAUCCUGGAAGGACGGGGAGACGAGAAAGAGCGUAACGGCGCCUGUAUCUGUCGUCAUCUCGGCGUUUACGCUUGUGGAAGACGUUCGACGCACGUGGACGCCACAACUUCGUCGGGUAGAAGAGGUAGGCGAGUCCAUUCUGCUCUAUGUCGACCUGGCGCAAGGCCACAAGGCCCUGGGAGGGUCUGCGCUCGCGCAGUCUCUGGGUGCGAUUGGCCACGAGGCACCAGAUGUUCGGGAUGUGGACCUCCUCAAGGACUACUUCGACGCGCUGGCUCAAUUGCAUGAGAGCGGUGUCGUCCUGGCAUACCACGACGUAUCGGACGGCGGUCUCAUCACGACCAUCGCAGAGAUGAUGUUCGCCGGCCGGUGCGGUGUCGAUUUGAUGAUGGAUAAAAUUGCAGACUCGGGGAGUGCGGCGGAUAUGGUCAAGGCUCUCUUCAACGAGGAGCUGGGUGCCGUCUUCCAAGUCCGUGCCUCGGACGAGAUCAAUUUCAAGCGAUGCUUUGCCACAUGCGGGCCACCUGCCGGCUUGAUCAAGAAGUUUGGCAGAGUUCAGCCGACCUCCAAGCAGACGCUCACGAUUCGCUACGGCGAGGGGUCACCUUUCGUCACCCUCGACAGAGGCGAGAUGCAGCAAUGGUGGUCCAAGACGUCCUACGAGAUGCAGAAGCUGAGAGACAAUCCGUCGUGUGCCGAGUCCGAGUACGCAGCCGUCUUGGAUUCCGACGACCCUGGUCUUUCCUUCGAUCUCACCUUCUCGCCCACCGAGAACAUUACCCCGUUAGCGGCAUCUAUCACCGGUUUCUUCGGCCGGAUGCCUCGCGUGGCCAUUCUCCGCGAGCAGGGCGUCAACGGCUACGCCGAAAUGGCCUUCGCCUUCCGCGCCGCCGGCUUCGACGCCGUCGACAUCCACAUGACCGACAUCCUUGCGGGCCGCUCGCUGGCCGACUUUGUGGGCCUCGCAGCCUGCGGCGGCUUCUCGUACGGCGACGUGCUCGGCGCCGGCCAGGGCUGGGCCAAGUCGAUCCUGCUGCACGACAAGGCGCGGCGCGAGCUGGCCGACUUUUUUCAGCGCAAGGACACGUUCACGCUGGGCGUGUGCAACGGCUGCCAGAUGCUUUCGCGCCUAAAAGAGCUCAUCCCCGGCGCCGAGGACUUCCCCACGUUUGUGGGCAACGCCUCGGCGCAGUUUGAGGCCCGCUUCAGCAUGGUCACGGUCCGGGAUAACCCGGCCCGGCCGUCGGUAUUCUUUCACGGCAUGGACGGCUCGUCGCUGCCCAUUGUGGUGUCCCACGGGGAGGGCAGGGCUCAGUUUGCGUCGGAGGACGCCCUCCGCAGGCUGACUGAGGCUGGUGGGAUCCCCCUGCGCUACGUGGAUAACCGGCUCAAUGUCACGGAGCAGUACCCGUACAAUCCGAACGGUAGCCCCGCGGGCGUGGCGGGUGUCGCGAGCAGGGAUGGCAGGGUGCUGGCUAUGAUGCCGCAUCCGGAGAGGACCAUCUUGGCCGAUGUGGCGAGCUACGUGCCGGCUGAGGAGGUGGGGUCGUGGGGUGAGUUUGGGCCGUGGUUGCGCAUGUUUAGGAGCGCGAGGAGGUGGGUUGGCUAGGCUAGACCAGAUCAGGGGUGGGUGUUUUCUGGGUGCUUUUUGGGCGUUGGUGCAUUGUUAGAGAGGGAGGUGCGGGAUGACGGUGGUUUGGUGAUUCAGGGCCGGUAUAUAGGGGGAGGAUGUGUUUUGUGUAGCUCUACUGAUACCUAUAAAAAGGGGUUUCCGGUGUCCGUUGUACACUGUAUUUCAUGACAUUUUCCUCUGGGGAGCUGUAGUGUGUUCUGGAAGCUAGAAAGCAGUGUUAUGUUCCACCUGCAGUUUCCCUUGUCUUAUUACUGGUGUAGUGAGGCAAAGAACCAGACGACCUUUGGAUAUAACAUCAAUAACACCAGAGCAAUCAGACCGUAAAGAUAUGUGUGUAUGGUUCGCUGCUCUCACUCUCAGUAUCAUGGAGACCCUCGAGGCUUAAGCCGUUUUAU
Molecule: messenger RNA, 4640 nt
Organism: Canariomyces notabilis
Lineage: Eukaryota; Fungi; Ascomycota; Sordariomycetes; Sordariales; Chaetomiaceae
Product: phosphoribosylformylglycinamidin
Exons: 2
Coding region: 142-4221 (1359 amino acids)
Biological process (GO): 'de novo' IMP biosynthetic process
Molecular function (GO): phosphoribosylformylglycinamidine synthase activity
Source: RefSeq, a predicted model, not a curated record